This is a messenger RNA of Marchantia polymorpha subsp. ruderalis, 3176 nucleotides long. The record is from the annotation of a GenBank genome assembly. Lineage: Eukaryota; Viridiplantae; Streptophyta; Marchantiopsida; Marchantiales; Marchantiaceae.
CAGAAGGAGCAGCAGAAGCAGCAGGCCCACGAGCCCCAGAGCCCCACCUCCUCACUCCACUGCACUCCACUCCACUGCCACUGCACUCCAGUCGACGUGAUUCAACGCAGCUCAAGCCAACCCCACCCCACCUCAUUGUCACUCAUUGUCCUUCACUGUCCUUGUUUCACAUUCGGGUAGCUCAGAUCUCCUUGUCUCCGGUCUAGCAUCCAUCUUGCAUCGAGCGAGUGAAUGAAUGAGUGAGUGAGAGAGAGAGACACAGGCAGAGAGAAAGGUGGUGGUGCUGUCGAGAACAGGAGAACAUUUGUUGGAGCAGAUUUUGGUGGGCUGCUGAUGCGCAGGAAAGGAUCUGGAUAAUAGGCUGGUUUAGGUCGGCUGGCUGGGCUGGGCUGGGCUGGGCUCGGAGGGGAGGGGAGGGGCGGUCGGAUUGAUUGAUUGACUGGGUCUCUGUUAAUCAAUUUACUCGGGUGCGUGAGGGAGGGAGGGAAGGAAGGGCGCCAGGAGCUAGUGAGACAGCCUUGCUGUUCGAAAGUCAUGGGUGGAGGCGAAACAUCGGAUCCGGCUGCCACGAAGCGGGACUUCUCUACAGCUAUUUUAGAGCGCAAGAAAGCACCUAAUCGUCUUGUUGUGGACGAAGCUGUGAACGAUGACAACUCUGUGGUAUCUUUGAACAUGGAAACAAUGGAGAGGUUGCAGCUCUUCAGAGGAGAUACCGUUUUAAUCAAGGGCAAGAAGAGGAAAGACACUGUGUGCAUUGUUCUCGCGGACGAUACUUGUGAUCAACCCAAGAUACGCAUGAACAAAGUGGUGCGCGCCAAUUUACGUGUGAGACUUGGAGACGUGGUGUCCGUUCAUCAGUGUGCAGAUGUGAAGUAUGGCAAACGUAUUCAUGUACUUCCUAUGGAUGACUCCAUCGAUGGUGUCACUGGAAACCUUUUCGAUGCUUACUUGAAGCCUUACUUCUCUGAAGCAUACAGACCAGUUCGCAAAAAUGACCUGUUUUUGGUGCGCGGGGGAAUGCGUAGCGUGGAAUUCAAGGUGGUUGAAACCGAACCUGCGGAAUACUGUAUUGUUGCACCUGACACAGAGAUAUUCUGUGAAGGUGAGCCUAUCAGGCGAGAGGAUGAGGAAAGGCUUGACGAAGUUGGUUACGACGAUGUCGGUGGUGUUCGGAAGCAGAUGGCCCAAAUUCGUGAGCUUGUCGAACUUCCUUUGAGACAUCCUCAACUCUUCAAAUCGAUUGGUGUGAAGCCUCCAAAGGGUAUUCUUCUGUAUGGACCACCGGGAUCCGGUAAAACCUUGAUUGCCAGAGCAGUAGCCAAUGAGACGGGAGCCUUCUUUUUCCUUAUCAAUGGGCCUGAAAUUAUGUCAAAAUUGGCGGGUGAGAGUGAGAGCAACCUGAGAAAGGCCUUCGAAGAAGCUGAGAAGAAUGCGCCCUCCAUCAUUUUUAUCGACGAGAUAGAUUCUAUUGCACCUAAGAGGGAGAAAACUCAAGGUGAAGUUGAGCGUCGCAUUGUUUCGCAACUUCUGACUCUUAUGGACGGUUUGAAGUCAAGAGCGCAUGUCAUAGUGAUGGGUGCCACCAACAGGCCGAACAGUAUUGAUCCUGCCUUGCGGCGCUUUGGACGUUUCGAUAGGGAGAUUGACAUAGGAGUACCUGAUGAAGUCGGUCGUUUGGAGGUCAUACGCAUUCACACCAAGAACAUGAAGCUGGCUGAAGACGUCGAUCUGGAAAAAAUUUCGCACAAUACACACGGCUUUGUGGGGGCAGAUCUUGCUGCAUUGUGCACAGAAGCUGCAUUGCAAUGUAUUCGUGAGAAGAUGGAUGUCAUUGACCUAGAAGAUGAAACAAUCGACGCUGAGGUUCUGAAUUCCAUGGCAGUAACAAAUGAACACUUUCAAACAGCUCUGGGGAUCAGCAACCCAUCUGCACUUCGAGAGACGGUUGUGGAGGUGCCGAAUGUAACUUGGGACGACGUUGGCGGUCUGGACAAUGUCAAAAGAGAGCUACAGGAGACUGUACAAUAUCCUGUGGAGCAUCCGGAGAAGUUUGAGAAGUUUGGCAUGUCUCCGUCUAAAGGUGUUUUAUUUUAUGGACCUCCUGGUUGUGGUAAAACUCUUCUUGCGAAAGCCAUUGCAAAUGAAUGUCAGGCGAAUUUUAUCAGUGUGAAAGGACCGGAGCUUCUGACCAUGUGGUUCGGUGAAAGUGAGGCAAAUGUCCGAGACGUAUUUGACAAAGCUCGACAAUCAGCCCCUUGUGUUCUCUUCUUCGACGAGCUGGACUCAAUAGCUACUCAACGUGGAAGCAGUGUGGGAGAUGCCGGGGGUGCUGCUGACAGGGUCUUGAACCAAAUGCUUACUGAGAUGGAUGGUAUGAACGCAAAGAAGACGGUGUUUAUCAUCGGUGCUACCAAUAGGCCAGAUAUCAUUGACCCAGCUCUCCUCAGACCUGGAAGGUUGGACCAGCUCAUUUACAUUCCUCUGCCUGACGAGGCCUCAAGAUUGAGAAUCUUCCAGGCUGCUUUGAGAAAAAGUCCUCUGGCAAAAGAAGUGGACCUGGAAGCUCUUGCAAGAUACACUCAAGGUUUUAGUGGAGCUGAUAUCACUGAAAUCUGCCAGCGUGCCUGUAAAUACGCCAUUCGAGAAAAUAUUGAGCAGGAUAUUGAGAAGGACAAGAAGCGAGCUGAGAACCCAGAGGCCAUGGAAGAGGAUGAGGUUGAGGAAGUAGCCGAAAUCAAGGCUAGCCAUUUUGAGGAGGCCAUGAAGUUCGCCCGACGUAGUGUUAGCGAUGCAGAUAUCCGGAAAUAUCAAGCGUUUGCUCAAACAUUGCAGCAAUCACGAGGAUUUGGUUCGGAGUUCCGGUUCCCAGAUCGACCUGCUCAAACUGCAGGUGCUCCUGUUGCGGAACCAGCGUUUGCGGCUGCUGAUGAUGAUGAUUUGUAUAACUAAACUCCAUUCAUUGGUCGUCUGGUCUUCGAUCGUAUCUUCGCGACAUGACCAGUGUGUAUGGCAAGACCAGCAACGGUAGUGUGUAAAUUUAUGUUCAUUCGCAGUUUAUAUGCAACCCUCGACUCUGGGGAGCACAUCCUUUGUACUUUUGGAUCAGAUUCAGUCUCGAAUACAGGCAAGGAGAGUUGACACAACUGGUUAAUUAAAAUUUCUGGCUUGUCAUCCAC